This is a messenger RNA of Umbelopsis ramanniana AG, 814 nucleotides long. RefSeq lists its product as uncharacterized. The transcript has a single exon. Gene Ontology annotation, molecular function: calcium ion binding; enzyme regulator activity. Lineage: Eukaryota; Fungi; Mucoromycota; Umbelopsidomycetes; Umbelopsidales; Umbelopsidaceae. The record is from RefSeq and is a predicted model, not a curated record. Bases 244 to 522 code for a protein of 92 amino acids.
AGAAAAAGAAAGCCUCCUUCAGGGUACGGUCACAAUAUCUUUAGUCUUGUAUUACCACCGCACUACACAGCAUAGCUCCUUCUCUGACACUAUUCGUUAGUUUUCAAAAUAUUUGACAAAAAUGGUGAUGGAAAUGUGAGUAUACAAGAGUUCACUCAAGUCCUAGAGCAUCUCGGCGUCACUUCCAGCCAAACAGAAGCGAAAGCGAUCAUCAAGCGAGUUGGUCGACAAAACUCAACUAGCAUGAAUUUCGAGGAGUUCGUUGAUGCCAUUGAAGCCACCACUACAAGUGCUCAUGACCAUUCUGGCAUUGAAGAUGAGGAGCAGCUGCGAGACUGCUUUCGAGCGUUCGACAAAAACGGAGAUGGUCGUAUUAGUUUCGACGAGUUGGCUAUGGCCAUGAAGGAGCUCGGAGAGGACAUGACCCGCGAAGAACUCGAAGAAAUGAUGCGAGAUGGUGAUGCUGAUAAAGACGGCAUGAUUGAUUUUGAAGAGUUCAAGCGGCUCAUGCCCACGGCAUAGUCAAAAAGAAAAAUGAACAAAUUGCUUGUUUGACUCAGCCCAUGCCAAGGCACCUCCAUAGACAUUUAUUCACUAUCCGCCGAUAAUACCAAUUGAGCGUCAAGGGUCCAAGCUGCAAAGGCGUUCCUGUAAAAUAUUUAAUAGUCAUUUUUAUAGCCUGCAAGUCUUGUUCGUGGGUAUCGUAACCUCGGACGGCUUUGCUAGACCAUCCUUCUGACCAAAUGAGUACAUUAUAAAUAAAAGAAGAAAAAAUACCUUACAAGAAGCAUCGACUUUGGAUUAAUAAUUUUGC